Molecule: messenger RNA, 371 nt
Organism: Racocetra persica
Lineage: Eukaryota; Fungi; Glomeromycota; Glomeromycetes; Diversisporales; Gigasporaceae
Source: the annotation of a GenBank genome assembly
AAAAAAAAUACGACGAUUUAGCUAUUAUUAGACCCCAUGAAACACCUCAACAAUGGGCUAUUCAUAUAAAAGAUGAUUUGCAAGAAUUAUGUUCUAGAGAAAGACCUAGAUGGCGCCGAUUCGGAUAUGAGAUUAAAUUUGAGGACUUGAUGCAAUAUCAUUGGAAUAAUGAAUGCUUCAAUACUGAAAUCCAAAAUGAAAAUGCACAGCUUAUCCAAAAUAUCAUGCCAAUCGAGUCUAUAAAAAUUAAAAGCUUUAUGCCUAGUUUAAUACAUUCAUUGACUCCUCCAUUACCACCAAAACCUGUUGCAUACAUACAACGCAGUGUGGGUGCACCCAGCUUUAUUGAUGUUGAUGAGUACUGGGCUUCU